This is a messenger RNA of Corticium candelabrum, 3336 nucleotides long. RefSeq lists its product as uncharacterized. NCBI's taxonomy places the organism in Eukaryota, Metazoa, Porifera, Homoscleromorpha, Homosclerophorida, Plakinidae. Gene Ontology annotation, cellular component: proteasome regulatory particle, base subcomplex. Gene Ontology annotation, biological process: proteasome-mediated ubiquitin-dependent protein catabolic process. Gene Ontology annotation, molecular function: proteasome-activating activity; ATP hydrolysis activity; ATP binding. The record is from RefSeq and is a predicted model, not a curated record. The transcript has 16 exons.
AUGGACGACGCAGUUGACUUCUUGCAGACGGUCAAGGCCGGCUUUCCGGACAUUCUUGCUGUUUUGUCUGAUGUGGAGAUACGUGUUUUGGAUUCACGUGCCGAUGAGCCGUUUGAUGCCGGAAGUGUGAACACUGAGUUCGUGCAGGCGGCCGAAGCUUGUUUUGUGUCAUCACACACCGUGAUGAUGGCUAGGAGCAUGCUGAGAGAAGCACUGGUUGGACCAAGUACUAAAGGGAAGGAGUUAGACAUUGCAAAGCAGGAAAAACUGAUUGAAGCAACUACGAAAGUUUAUGAGAGGAUUAAAGUGAUAAUCGAUGGACGGUUGGAGGCAACCAAGGAGGCUUAUGGUGCUGUUGGUUUGCCACGAGUCAUUCGAUUGGCUCGUAGAUACAAAAUGAGUCCAUCAGAGUCUGAGGUGUUGGUGUACUGCCUUGUCUGUUCUGUAGCUCGUUCUCAACGAGUUUCUGUUCAUCUUAAAGAUGCCAAAUUCCUGACCUCUGACACACUUCAAGUGUGUAGAGCAUGUAACAUUGGCAUAACCGAAAUGAUGGACUUCUUGUCGUUGGAAAGGGAGCACAUGCAGCAUGGCCUUUUUCCUGAUGUUAUGCCAAAUUACACACUGCAGUGCAGCCUGACAUAUGACGAGACCAUCUGCAGAACUCUGAUUGGGUGCAAUAUAAAGAGCAGUGAAUUCUUGAAGCUCGAGCAGACGUGCCUGGCUGAUGUAUUGAUAGAGGAGUCAGGUGGUGAGAAAUACAGGAGUGGAGGUGACAUGAGUAAUGCUGCAUUAGCACCAAACACUCAGGAGGACAAGGACAAGGUCGUUACCGAAAACGAGGACAACAAUGUGGAUUUAGAUUUUCUGUUGAAACGGGAAAGACAACGCGAGAAAGACUUGGUUGUUGAAAAAGAUACACAAAUUGAGAAAGUAGAGACAGAAGCUGGAGAGAAUGACGCAGCUGAUGAUAGUUUGAAGCCUUACAAAACUGAUCUUGAUUAUCUCGAUGACAAUAUACAGUGGGUUGCUCAGAAGCUGAAGCUGAAACAAAUGGAUUCUCGUUUGGAGAUUGAGGAGCAAAUGGGUGGUGAAAUUCACGACACAAGAACUAUUCGUUUAAAGAGGGAAGCACAAUCGAAGUUGAAAGUGCUAGAGAACAAGUGUGCACGCCGGCUUGCUAUGACGAAGCAAACUGGUACUUGGGUGCCACGUUUAGAACGUAUGAUCAGCUCUCGAAAACUGUGUGAAUUUGAGAAAAAGGUUUUGCUUACUUUGAUCAGCAACACUAUUCAGCCAAACAAGGUGAUGCAUAUUAACUAUCAUGGUGGUCAACAUAGUUUCAUAGUAGGAGAUUUGCUUCAACUUUUCUGCUCUGAUUUGGCUACUCAGAUCAAAAGUUGAGUGUAUUUCUACAAAACGGCAUCAUUAGUACGUGAAGGCAUGAUCAUUGUUCAUGCGUCUGGCUUGUCGGGUGAUCCAACUGGAGCCAGAGUUGAAAUCGAUCGACGCAUGCUCGAUUUUUGCGUUGGUCUUGAUACCGAGUUUUCUGAAGUUGUUGAAGGCUCUCAUCUCUAUUAUCCCAAAACAAAGUUUGAAUCGGUGAUCGUGAGUCAGGAGCAGAAGGAUCUUAUUAUGAGCACCGUUAGCAAUUUUGAGUCAUACAAAAUCUGUCGCAAACGGUUUGGUUUGGAUGACGCUAUUACGUACGGUGCAGGUAUGGUCAUGUUGUUUCACGGUCCACCUGGAACUGGAAAAACAAUGAUGGCCAAUGCUCUUGCCAACAAGCUUGAAAAGAAAGUGCUGCUCAUCAAUUUUCCUAGUCUUGGUUCAAUGAUGGCCGGCGAGAAUUUCAAAUUUAUAUUUCGAGAGGCAAAGAUCAAUGAUGCCAUUCUGUUCUUUGACGAAUGUGAAGGCAUCUUUGAAACGAGAGCAAGAGGGGGUCGCAACAUCAACAUGUUGCUGACGGAGAUUGAACGUCACGAUGGUCUCAUUAUCUUGGCAACAAACAGGCCAUAUGAUCUAGAUGAGGCAAUGAAUAGGCGAAUUAUGCUUGCCAUUGAAUUUCGCAAACCAGACCAUCUUCUAAGAAGAAGCAUUUGGGAGUCACACAUUCCAGAAUUGAUGCCACUGGCAGAGAAUGUUAAUACAACUGAGUUGGCUUUGAAGUUUGAGCUCAGUGGGGGGUUUAUUAAGAAUGCUGUGCUGUCUGCUCUCUCGCUGGCUGUAUCUCGAGAUGGUAAUAGCCCGGUCGUGCGGCAAGACGACUUGCUGCAAGGUGCCAUCUUCCAGCUGAGAGGUCAUCUCAGAAUGAAGGAAUUUGAUCGACGUGUCGUUCCUGUAUGUGGACUAGAUGAAGUACUGGUAGAUGACGAUUUGGCGAAGUCGCUGCGAGAGCUUGUAUCAUUUGAAAAAGCCAGAUCAGUCUUGUUUGGACAAUGGGGAUUUGGCAAGCGAAUGAUGGAGGGUGUGACUGUUUUGUUUCAUGGUCUCCCUGGCACUGGCAAAUCGCUAGCUGCUGAAGCAGUCGGAUAUGAAGUUGGCCGUGCUCUAAAAGUGGUAAACAGUGGAGAGCUGUUGAGCAAAUGGGUUGGAGAAAGUACCAAGAAUAUCGAUGCCAUUUUUGAAGACGGACGCGACUCUGAUGCUAUACUUGUAUUUGAUGAAGCCGAAGGUCUCUUUGGGACGAGAACUGAAAUGAGCUCGUCUACUGACCGAUAUGCCAAUAUCGACGUCAGUGUUUUGUUGUAUCAUAUUGAGCGCUAUCCAGGCAUUGUCAUACUCAUUACAAAUCUCAUCGACAACAUCGACAAAGCCUUUUUCAGACGCCUGAAAUUUAUUCUUCACUUUAAAACUCCAUCACGCUCUCUGCGACGUGAUUUGUGGAAGCUUCUCAUACCUUUAGAGGCUCCCAUUGCUGAUGACAUUGAUUUUGAAGAGCUAAGCUAUUUCGAGAUGAAUGGUGGUGAUGUGAAAAGUGCCGUCUUUAGAGCCGCAUCACGGGCUGCUCUCAGGUCUGAUGACACUCGGAAAAUUACCAUGAAAGAUUUGCAAGAAGCUGCCAAAGAAGAACUAAACAAGACUUCAGGAAGACCAGGGUUUCGUCGUCAGGACUCUCAGCAGACAGCAAUGUACAGCUGAGGCAGAAUUAUCAAAGACAAUGUUUAUAUUCAAGCAGUGGAGCAGCAUUUUACGUUUUUAUCGUAUGAAAUUUAGCUGAGACAUGUUGUUUUACUGAUUUUUUUAGUGCAGCUGCAGCAAACUCAAGUUUUUUCUAUUAGUUUGCAAAUGAGAAUGUCUACCUUGUAGCAGUUAGAGUGGAUUAGAGUUGUACCGUUU